Trichoplusia ni (cabbage looper) is the source of this 1570-nucleotide messenger RNA. RefSeq names its product pickpocket protein 28-like. The transcript has 12 exons. Lineage: Eukaryota; Metazoa; Arthropoda; Insecta; Lepidoptera; Noctuidae. Gene Ontology annotation, cellular component: membrane. Gene Ontology annotation, molecular function: ligand-gated sodium channel activity. The coding region runs from base 23 to 1549 and encodes 508 amino acids. Gene Ontology annotation, biological process: sodium ion transmembrane transport. The record is from RefSeq and is a predicted model, not a curated record.
GGAUAAAUAGAAAUAAAGAGUGAUGUAUUAUUCAAAUGACGACCAGUAUCAGCGGCAAGAGCCAUCGGUAUUGACGCGAUGGACAAAGCUGGUUGUCAGGGCUGCUCUCAAAGGUGGCAAGGAUUUCUGUAAGGAGACCAGCAUUCAUGGAUUCAACCACAUCGCCGCACCAAGACGGCAUUGGUUUGAACGACUUCUGUGGGUGGCAGCCACGAUGCUGGCUAUCUGGGGAGCUCUGGACGUGUCCAUGGGGCAGCUGCAGAGGUUCAACGAGAGCCCUACAGUCGUGACCUUGGAGAAAGACUUCAGGUCCUGGCGCUACAGUCUGCCGGCCAUCACGUAUUGUUAUAAGAACCGCGUCGACAAAGCAAAACUACCCUCGACCAUCAAGCAGCACUUCGGGAUAGAAAGAGAUGACGCGAGCUACCCAUUCUACUCCCGCCUGGUGACCGCCAUCGCCAACUCCGACCUGUUCCACCUGGAGCUGUUCCAGGAGUUCAGGGACAUGGAUGAGAAGGUGGAUAUGGUGAAGAUUGCCAGCGAAGUCAUGUUACCAGCUCAAAUCAAGACGGUGUCUUCGGAAGGAGGUCACGUCUACAAAUGGAUCCCAGUCAUUACGGAGGCCGGUGCCUGCUAUGCUACCAACUCCUUAGCACUAGCUGAUGUCACUGUCACACGGAUGCAUCCUAAUGACAGCAGGGAAUGGCCGAUAUCUUGUAAAUAUUCGUCGCUCAGCUGUUAUAUUAUAAUGGACGUUACGACUGAUGCUAACUUCUACGUUCAUUCUCCAUAUGAUAUUAUGGACUUGACCCUGACGGUUUCCGAUGUGUUUCUGAGUCUGACGCGGGCUACUCAGCUCAGUGUGAUGGAGUCACGAUGCGGGCGAGGGGUUAAGGAGCUGCAGCCGAAGAGGAGGGGGUGUCUGUACAGUGACGAGCCCAUAGCCAGCGGAAAGAAGGUGUACAGCACUAACACGUGUCGGCUCACGUGCAGAAGCAGACUGGCGCUCGCUAAAUGUGGAUGUAUACCUUUCUAUUACUUCUAUGAGGCUGGUCCACAAUGCACCCCAAAGGGCAUGUGGUGUCUCGCGGCCUACGCUCAACAGCUGACCACGAACAAUGGGGAGAAGUGCGCGUGCGCACCACAAUGCAUGGACAGUAUUUAUAAGGAAAUCAGCGUCAAUGAUCAGAUCUGGGACCGACUUCCCUUCAAGCUCAGAGGCUCAGUCAAGUUCAUAGUGCAAGCUCCGAAGACACGUUACACCAGGGAGAUUGUAUUCCACUUUCAAGAUCUUGUAGUAUCAUUUGGAGGAGCUGCGGGAUUGUUUCUAGGAGCGAGUUUCAUCAGUUUCGUGGAAAUCCUCUUUUUCCUUCUCACACGAGCGUUCAGACUGUUUGCUGGAGACAAACCUUUAAGAACAGAAGAGAAGAAGCCAGCGAUACAGGUGAAGAAACUAUACAUACCUUAUGAGACUCAACGCAUUAAGCAUCUGACUUCAAUUCUCGAUGGCCAGAGACAAUAUGAAGAUUAUAUUGUUAAAUUAAAAUAACAGUCUUUUUCGUACGAGUGA